This is a messenger RNA of Indicator indicator, 861 nucleotides long. RefSeq names its product 3-hydroxyanthranilate 3,4-dioxygenase (gene HAAO). Lineage: Eukaryota; Metazoa; Chordata; Aves; Piciformes; Indicatoridae. The record is from RefSeq and is a predicted model, not a curated record. Gene Ontology annotation, molecular function: iron ion binding; 3-hydroxyanthranilate 3,4-dioxygenase activity. Gene Ontology annotation, biological process: 'de novo' NAD+ biosynthetic process from L-tryptophan; quinolinate metabolic process. The transcript is spliced from 10 exons. Bases 1 to 861 code for a protein of 286 amino acids. Gene Ontology annotation, cellular component: cytoplasm.
AUGAAGCUUCUUGUAAAUGUAGGAAAAUGGAUAGAAGAAAACAAAACUUCCUUUUUGCCACCUGUGUGCAAUAAGCUUAUGCAUCACCAUCAAUUAAAUGUGAUGUUUGUUGGAGGGCCAAAUGAAAGGAAGGAUUAUCAUAUUGAAGAAGGAGAAGAGCUUUUUUACCAGAUUAAAGGAAAUAUGUGUUUGAAGAUAAUUGAAAAUGGGAAACCAAAAGACAUUGUCAUCCGAGAAGGGGAGAUGUUCCUCCUCCCUGCUCGGAUACCUCAUUCCCCUCAAAGAUACGCAGACACAGUUGGUCUUGUGAUUGAGAGAGAAAGAUUAAAGACAGAAAUUGAUGGGCUCAGAUACUAUGUUGGAGAAUCAACUAAUGUCCUCUUUGAAAAAUGGUUUCACUGUGAAGAUCUCAGCACUCAACUUAUUCCAAUAAUUCAAGAGUUUUUCAAUUCAAGACAGUACCGAACUGGAAACCCAAAUCCAGAUGAACUCCUGAAAGAAACACCUUUCCCACUUAAUUCCACUCCUGCUACGGAACCGUUUUCCUUCCAAGAGUGGUUAAAUGAUCAUCGCAGUGAAAUAAAACAGAAGAAAUCCUUGAGAAUAUUUGGAGAUAACUUUGAAACAGAGGUUGUUGUUUAUGGACCAGGAACAACUGAGAAAAGUAAAAAGAACUCAGAUAUCUGGAUAUGGCAGCUGGAAGGCACAUCGACUGUUACAAUGGAUGGUAAAAACCUGAUUCUAUCUGCUGAUGACAGCCUGCUUGUCCGUGCCCAGUCUGCGUACUGCUGGAAGAGAACAGAAGACUCUGUUGCUCUUUGCAUUGCUCAGGAUCCAAAACGCAAGCAGCCUUAUACCUAG